AUUCCCAAUUGGAAAUUUCCUGCUGGAGCACUGAUCUGAGAAAUGCCUAAAAAGCUCAAGCUGUUAAAAGCCAAAAGUAGUUCUUUGUAACCUCUAGACAUGAUGAAUUCCAGAGGAAUUCCAGACUGGAGCUGCCCCACAGCCCUUGUGCUGACAGCAAACCUUUAAGCAAACUGUUCGGAAUAUUGAAACCAUUCUGGAGCUCAGUGAUAGGAUGAAAUCUCGCAGGGGCUUCGUCAUCCUGUGCAGGGAGCUGCUUUCACUUUCAAACCUGGGCUGCCUGGCCAGGAAGAAAUUCAGGAUUUUCAGCGUUGUGCCCUCCCUGUGGAUCUGGGGGAUCGCUGCUGUUCCAUAGUGCUGCUCCAAGAAAACGUGGCUGAAGUGGUUGAAGGUGGGAACAGGCUCUGUGUGCUGAGCUUUCCUCUCUCAGCCCUCUCCCAGCACCAGUGCUGGGACCGGGAGCCUCGUCUCCGGGGAUUUGCCGUAACAGCGGAAGCUGCUGCUUGGUCGGAGCAUGUUUGGCCAGGACAUGGUGCAGGGUGAAAAGCACAGAUAAAGACGCUCCCAGCACUCACUCCACAGCCUGUGCCACCCUCCAGAGGACUCCAUGAGGCAGGACACGGGCUGAUGCCCUCAGCUCACCCCGCCAUGGAUGGGGGGAACAGCUUCCCACAGCACCAGCAGCCGGGCGAUGCCAUCCACGGCAUCCCCGGCCUCCGCUCCCAGCUCGCCGUGCCAGACGUGGAGAAUUCCAUGCUGGCCGCCGACUCGUGGAGUAGCUGCUACCCAGUCUCUUUCCCAACCUCAUCUUUCCCAAGUGAAAACCAGCAAUAUUUUAACCCCCCUCAGGACUUUUAUAUGGAUUCCAUCAGCAGACCACAUUUCUUGGAUACAAACUAUGCAACUGUGGACCCCACUGACUUCUUACCAAAAAAUGGGGAUUUUCCUCAGGAUUCUUCUUACCUCGAUGAGCUCUCCAAGAACAACUCCCUGUUCUCGUCCCCCGCGGAUUCGCUCUCGGACAUCGCGGACCCCAAGGAUUUCCUGCCCGCCGACAGCCUGAGCCACGUGCCAACACUCUGGGAUGUCAGCACCCCGCAGCAGAGCCAGAUCGAGCUGUUCUCACCCAGCACACCAUUCCCUGGCCUGAACAGCUCCAGUGACCACGUUCCUGCUGUCCCCAACACCCCUCUCCUCAUCAGCUACCAGUCUCAGGCUCCUGCAGAGGAGGAAGAUGAAGGUGAGGAGGAAGAAACAGAAGAGUUGGGGCAGACAGAGACCUAUGCAGAAUAUAUCCCUUCAAAGUCCAAGAUUGGGAAGCACCAUCCUGACCUGGUGGUUGAGACAAGCACCCUGUCCAGCGUCCCCCCACCUGACAUCACCUACGAGCUUUCCCUGCCCCACUCCGUGGCUGACAAAGGCUCCCUGUCUGCCCUGCAGCUGGAAGCCAUCAUCUAUGCCUGCCAGCAACAUGAAGUUUUACUGCCCAGUGGGCAGCGAGCUGGGUUCCUGAUCGGGGAUGGUGCUGGAGUCGGGAAGGGCAGGACUGUUGCAGGCAUCAUCUUUGAAAAUUAUCUUAAAGGGAGGAAAAAAGCUCUGUGGUUCAGCGUCUCCAACGAUCUCAAGUACGAUGCUGAGAGAGACCUGAAGGACAUCGAGGCCUCCCACAUUCCUGUGCAUGCUCUGAACAAGAUUAAAUACGGUGACACAGCUACCUCAGAAGGAGUCCUCUUUGCCACCUACUCGGCGCUGAUCGGUGAAAGCCAGGCCGGGGGACAGCACAGGACACGCUUAAAACAGAUUUUGGAGUGGUGCAGGGAAAACUUUGAGGGAGUUAUUGUGUUUGAUGAAUGCCACAAAGCCAAAAACGCCAGCUCUACCAAAAUGGGCAAAGCAGUGCUGGACCUGCAGAACAAGCUGCCUCGAGCCAGGGUUGUCUAUGCCAGUGCCACAGGUGCCUCAGAGCCAAAAAACAUGAUUUACAUGAGCCGCCUGGGGAUCUGGGGGGAGGGAACCCCGUUCCGAGCCUUCGAUGAGUUCCUGCACGCCAUUGAGAAGAGGGGAGUCGGCGCCAUGGAGAUCGUGGCCAUGGACAUGAAGGUCAGUGGGAUGUACAUUGCUCGGCAGCUCAGCUUCACUGGGGUGACCUUCAGGAUUGAGGAGAUCCCUCUGGACGAGAAGUACAAGGCUGUCUACGACAAGGCAGCCAAGCUGUGGGCAGAGGCCCUGAUGGUGUUCCAGCAGGCAGCUGACUGCAUCGGGCUGGAGUCUCGGAAGUCGCUGUGGGGUCAGUUCUGGUCGGCUCACCAGCGCUUCUUCAAGUACCUCUGCAUCGCCGCCAAGGUGCGGCGCCUCGUGCAGCUGGCCCAGGAGGAGCUGGACAGGGACAAGUGCAUUGUCAUCGGCCUGCAGUCCACGGGGGAGGCUCGCACCAGGGAGGUUCUGGAUGAGAACGAUGGGCACCUCAACUGCUUUGUCUCUGCUGCAGAAGGCGUCUUUCUAUCACUAAUUCAGAAGCACUUUCCUUCAACCAAAAGAAAGAGAGAAAAAGGAACUGGCAUUAAAAGAAAACGGAGGCCGAGGGGACGCUGCCCCAAGGCUCUGCGGGGCCCCUGUGACCCGGGGGUCGUCAUCAAGAUCAGCGAUGACAGCAGCACUGACUCGGACAUGGGGCUGGACAGCGACCUCACCUCCUCCCCAGAGUCCCUGCUGGAGACAGACGAUGUCAUCUUCGUGGAUCACACCUUUAGUGGCUGCACUGGCGAGGACAGGGGUAGUUUCCACAUGCUGCCUUCCCAGAAAGAGCUGCACGGCCUGAGAGAGCUGAAGGUCGAAAAGAUGAAACAGGACCUCCUAGCAAAAGUGAAAGCACUGGGCAAAGAGCUACCUCUCAACACCCUGGAUGAGCUGAUUGAUUAUUUUGGGGGCCCGGAGAAGGUGGCUGAGAUGACGGGCAGGAAGGGGCGCGUGGUGCGCCGGCGCGACGGCUCCGUCCAGUUCGAGUCCCGCGCCGAGCAGGGGCUCUCCAUUGACCACGUCAACCUGAAGGAGAAGGAGCGUUUCAUGCAGGGGGAGAAGCUCGUAGCGAUAAUCUCAGAGGCCUCCAGCUCAGGGAUCUCUCUCCAAGCAGACAGACGGGUGAAGAACCAGAAGCGCCGGGUGCACAUGACCCUGGAGCUGCCCUGGAGUGCAGACAGGGCCAUCCAGCAGUUUGGCCGAACGCACCGAUCCAACCAGGUCUCUGCCCCCGAGUACGUGUUCCUCAUCUCAGAGCUGGCAGGGGAGAGGAGGUUUGCAUCCAUCGUGGCAAAACGCCUGGAGAGCCUGGGUGCCUUAACUCACGGGGACCGACGGGCCACCGAGUCCCGGGACCUCAGCAAGUACAACUUUGAGAACAAGUACGGGGCCAAAGCCCUGGACAGGGUCCUGUCCACCAUCCUCAGCCACACGGAGAACAGGGUUCCUGUGCCCAGGAGCUACGAGAGAGGGGAGGACGCCUUCUUCCGUGAAAUGAAGCAAGGGCUCAUCUCCGUGGGGAUCUGCUGCAGCCAGAUGAAGUAUGGCACUGUCUCCGUGGAGAAGGACUGCUCCAUCACCAAAUUCCUGAACCGCAUCCUGGGCCUGGAGGUGGACAAGCAGAACAUGCUCUUCCAGUAUUUUUCUGACACCUUUGACUACCUGAUUGAGAAGGACAAGAAGGAGGGCAAAUACGACAUGGGCAUCCUUGAUUUAGCCCCAGGAGUGGAUGAGAUCUACGAGGAGAGCAAGGAGGUUUUCCUGACCCCAGGGCACCCACAGGAUGGGCAGGUUGUGUUCUACAAGAUCAGCGUUGACAGAGGCUUGAAGUGGGAGGAAGCCUAUGAGAAGUCACUCAAACUGACAGGAGCCCUCGAUGGGUUCUACCUCUCCUACAAGGUGCGAGGCAGCAAAUACACCUGUCUGCUGGCAGAGCAGUGCCGUGGGAAGAACUUCAUCCUCUACAAGCCAAAUAUUGGGAAGCAAAGCCAGCCUGAGAGCCUGGACAGCCUGCAGAAGAAAUACAGGCGGGUGCUGCCCGAGGAAGCCAAGGAGCACUGGGAGAGCAGCUACCACUUCUCCUUGAAGAACUGUAACCAUGCUGUGUGGAACAAGAGCUGCAAGCUGAUCCAGGAGGGGAAGGAAUGCUUCCAGGGCAUGCGCCUGAGGCACUAUUACAUGCUGUGUGGGGCCCUGCUGCGCGUGUGGAGCAGGAUUGCUGGAGUCAUGGCAGACAUCACCAGCAGCAGCUACCUGCAGAUCGUGCGCCUCAAGACCAAGGAGAAGAAGAAACAAGUUGGGAUAAAGAUCCCGGAGAGCUGCGUGCACAGGGUGAGGGAGGAGCUGAAGCAGAUGGACGAGGAUGUGAAGAGGAAGCACAGCAGGCUGCAGCAGGCCCAGGAGCAGAGCUCACCCUUCUCCCUGCCACUGCACAUGCUGCCAGGGCCUGGGCUGCCCCUGCCCUCCCUGUGCCAGGACGAGAUCCUGGACUUGACCUACAGCCCUCCCAGCAACAGCAUUCCUGAUGUGGUGUUGAACCCUGAGACCAGAGCACUCUGCUUCUCCUCAGAGCCCUCCCUGCAGCCCCAGCCCCAGCCCCAGCCCAGGUUGCCCUGUGGCUUUGGCCUUGCUCCUGGCCUGGAGGGCAGCACAGCCCCUGGCCCCUCGCUGCACGAGCCCCCUGCCCUGCCCCCCCUGCAGCAGCCACAGGAGGAUUUUCUCCAGCAAGACGGGAAUAUCAAUUUUAGAGAGAUCCUGGAGGACAUGCUGAGGACAUUCAAUGGGCCCUCCCAGGAGAACCUGCUCCCCCCAGAACGCCAGAGUGUGAUCCAGUUCAGUGGGCCUUUCCCAGACUUCUGAGUGCCAGCUGGGAAUGCUGCUGUGGAUCCGUGUCCUCUGGUGCAGAGGUGAGAGUUGAGGAGCCCUGACUUUUCUCCUGGUUUCCACUGACCCCGCUCUGGUUUUGAGGGAAGAAAAAGCCUGCAGUUCCUUAAAGGGAAUUUUAUUUAUAUAUGAUAUUCAGUCAGGCAUGUACAGGUUUGUAUGGAACGUGCCCAGGGGAGCUGAGCGGGUCCUGCUGGGGCGAGUCCUGCUCACAGGUCAGUGCCCAGGUGGGAUUGAAGGGAGACCCCUCCUCUGCCCACCCCUGCAGACUACUGAGUGUCCAAGCCUUCCCUGGCCCUCCAGCCCAGCAGGGCCACGGCCAGGCUCUGGAAUGACCCACUGACCACGUGCUGGUCAGUUAGGGAAGGGUGGGAGCCCAGCCCCCAGCUUGGGCUGCCCCAGCACUGCUGCAGACCCUGAGGCUGUGCUGGCAGGCUGGGGUGAAAGGGAAGGGAAUGUUGUCCCAGAGGAGCUGGGAGAUGCUGAGCUCAGGUGUCCUCUGGCAGGUCUGAGCAGGUGUAGUGAGAGAUCCAAAACUGUCUGUGCUGCCCUUCCCAGGAAGGGACCUUGGGCUGCCUGAGCUCCGUGGCAGGGGUGAGAGCUGGCUGCACCCCCACGGUGACAGAGCUUGAGUCUGUCAGAGCUCAGCCACCCAGGACCAGCAGGAUUCCCCAGAGCAGAAGGGACACAUGUCCCCUGUCCUGCACUUUAACCUCACCAGGUCGCCGUGACCAGACGUGCUUUGGCCAGUUUCCUGCUGUCACAUGUUGUCCCUUCACCUGGACAUCCCGCUGGUCCUGCCACUGUCCUUGGCCAGGCCAUGGACCCCAGUCCAAGGGUCUGGGUCAGGGCAGCCCAGCCAAGCUGUGCAGUGUCAUUGUCACUGUUUAGGGUGUGCAGUGUCACUGUCACCACCCAGGAUUUGCAGUUUGGCUGUUCUGCUGCAAACUGAUACCAAAGAACAAAGGCUGCUUUGCAAAGCACUGCCCCACCCCCUGCAGCCUCCUCCCCAGACAGAGGGCAUCCAGCCGUUCCCUAAAAAUGGCAGGGACCAUCCCUGGCUGACGUGGCCCUUGCUCAGAGAGCCCCUCUGUGCCCUAACAGGGCAGUCUUGAGGGGGCUGGAGCUUCACAGUGCCUGGUGGUGUCACCCCCAUGUCCCCCAGGGCUCAGGGACUGGCCCAGUGCCCUGUUUGGUGUUGGGAAUCACUCUGGGUCUGUGGAGCUUUGUGCUCUGGCUGUGGCAGGAGCUGACCCCUGACACCUCAGGUCACACCUGCCCUGGUGCCACACAAGUGGGCUCAGUUUGAGACCACUCUGGUCCCUGAAUUUCGUUUUGGGGGCCUGUCCUUACCCCCCCUCCCCAGCUGGCACCUGCCUCUGAGCACCAGGCCAGGCUCAAUCCCUGAAACUGGGGGCACAUUUCACCUCCUUACCUCAAAGUGAUCACCAAAGAUGGGGGAGCCCCCUGUGCCCCCCAAAGCCCUGCUGCUGUCCCCCAGCUCUGCUCCUCUCAACCCCAGCAGCCUCCCCCAGGCCCAGGCAGAGCCAGGCUCCCCCUUCUCCACACCCUCCCCUAUUUAAAGCACUGCUCGCUUGGGGCUGAAUUCUCAGCAAUGAGGGAAAAGGACGCCGGGAAAACCCAGCUCAAAGAGGUUUAAACUCAGGAAUAGUGAGGGGGAAUUCCCUGCUGGGCACCCUCUGCUGUCACCAGAGCCUUACCUGGUGGCUUUGACCUUAAUUUUAAAAUAUAUGCAAUCCUCCCUCCCUAGUCUCUGCAAAGACAGAGCACCUUCAAGAAAUCCCUUCCCUGCCCCGAUCCUGUGUUUUGUCAGGGUUAAUAAUAUGUAAUGUUAUCUUUUAACUAAAUUAUUCUGCCGUUGUCCUACUGAUUGUAUUUUUAAUGAGUCCCUGUUUUCUUCCCUGACACCUUUGUGUUGGCACUUUUUAAUCUGCUUGUCGUUUACCUUUUGUUUCUAUGUAUAUUUAUAAUUAAGUUGUACAUAUGUAAAGAGAUUUUUUUAGAAUAUGUGCCUUGGACUAAUAAUUUCUGAAUUUUCUACUUGCCUUGAAAAAAAUAAUUUUUCAUUCUGCUCAGUAAAAAUGGAACAGAAGUCACAUGUGAGAUUUCUGUAACUCCCA
Molecule: messenger RNA, 7040 nt
Organism: Oenanthe melanoleuca
Lineage: Eukaryota; Metazoa; Chordata; Aves; Passeriformes; Muscicapidae
Gene: SBNO2
Product: strawberry notch homolog 2
Exons: 32
Coding region: 628-4875 (1415 amino acids)
Biological process (GO): regulation of DNA-templated transcription
Cellular component (GO): nucleus
Molecular function (GO): chromatin DNA binding; histone binding
Source: RefSeq, a predicted model, not a curated record